Molecule: messenger RNA, 1294 nt
Organism: Alnus glutinosa
Lineage: Eukaryota; Viridiplantae; Streptophyta; Magnoliopsida; Fagales; Betulaceae
Product: nudix hydrolase 9
Exons: 9
Coding region: 76-996 (306 amino acids)
Molecular function (GO): GDP-mannose hydrolase activity
Source: RefSeq, a predicted model, not a curated record
UGCCUAAAAGGCUAGUCAAAAUGCUAAAAAGUUCGAAGACGUUUCGACAAACAAUUUGCGUGUCGUUCGACUCCAAUGGAGAAGGCAGCCGAUUCUGCUAGUGCCAAUGUCGGUGACCCUUGUCAUCCUUUCAAGCUUCUUCUCUCGUGCCCCGCUGGUCUUUCACAAUCACAGGUAUCGGUGGUUUUUGAUGAAGCAUACGAUCGGAUUCCCCAUCCGGACACCAACCUGGAAAAUUCCAUUUCUGAGAUAUGGGAUCAGAGGUUUCAGAAAAACAAGUCAUUGUUCAAUGGGCACAAAUUUCGGUACGGAGGAUGCUUCUUCCUUCAUGGAGGUGGAGCAAACCAAGACUCUCACGUUUGCCUUCAACUUGGCUUGACAGAUUAUCGGACUUUUGUAGGGACAAACUUAAAUCCUUUGUGGGAAAAGUUCUUGGUCCCAUCAGAAGAUGACUCUAUUUGUUGUCAACACACCUCAAGUCCACUCGGUAAUGGUGCAAUAGUGGAGACAUCCGACCAGAAAAUAAUUGUGUUGCGAAGGAGUAGUAAUGUUGGGGAAUUUCCUAGAUCCUUUGUCUUCCCAGGGGGUCAUCCAGAGCCCCAAGAAGUUGGAAUAACAUCCCAUCAGUAUGUCAAGGACUUGACAGGCUCUGAGCUUAUUAACCAGAAAGUUUCUCAGGAGAUGUUUGACAGCAUAAUUCGUGAAGUAGUUGAAGAAAUCGGUGUACCUGCGGCAUCCCUUUGCAGUCCAGUUUUCAUUGGUUUAUCACGGAGGGAGUUGAAUGUCAGACCAGCUGCAUUUUUCUUCAUCAAGUGUAGUCUGGAGUCAAAGGAAAUUCAACAAUUGUAUUUGAGUGCACAAGAUGGCUAUGAGUCAACUCAACUCUAUGCAGUUUCCAUGAUCGAUUUGGAGAACAUGACAUCAAAUAUGCCUGGCUGCCAUCAAGGUGGAUUUGCCCUCUACAAGUUGAUGGUAGAAGCUCUGAAGAUUACUUGAUGGAAGUUCAUGACUACUGAUCAAUUAAAGUCGUCAGUAUCUGGUGGCUCAGUAGCUUUACAGCAGCAUUUUUGUCUUUGACCUCUAUUUUUAUUGCUCCCUCCAUUCCACAAUGGACGAUAAUUAUAAAUGGCAUGCAUUUUAGCAACACAAAAAAUAUAUAUAUAAUGAUCUUCCUGAAAUGCCCUAGAUCAAGCCAUCGACGCGAUCCUGGGGUAAUUCCUAAUAUACACUGUCCAACCAAGGGUUUAGAAACUUGGUAAUUGGCCAAUAUAUAAAAUUGCAUAAUGAUUUGUUA